Candidula unifasciata is the source of this 208-nucleotide messenger RNA. Lineage: Eukaryota; Metazoa; Mollusca; Gastropoda; Stylommatophora; Geomitridae. The record is from the annotation of a GenBank genome assembly.
GCCUGGUGAGGUGACACCAGACCUUGAUGUCACAACUACACCAGACAACUCCUCAGGCAAUGGCAGCGAGAACACCAGUGGUCCCAGGGCAGUGGAAUGUAGGAUCAGUCUGAGUGCUGAGUGUAUUGACUGUGAUUUUAAUGUGUCUUGCCAAUACGGGACCAAGCAAAGAGCUUCUUGUAUGCCAAAGCCAAGUGUGAACUGCUCA